Pseudocercospora fijiensis CIRAD86 is the source of this 898-nucleotide messenger RNA. RefSeq lists its product as uncharacterized. The transcript has a single exon. The coding region runs from base 341 to 685 and encodes 114 amino acids. NCBI's taxonomy places the organism in Eukaryota, Fungi, Ascomycota, Dothideomycetes, Mycosphaerellales, Mycosphaerellaceae. The record is from RefSeq and is a predicted model, not a curated record.
AUAAGAUGCCCCAGACCUACAAGCCCGCUGGCGGCCAAGGUCGGUCGGAUGGAAGCUUCGGUCUCGGCAUGGAGCAAGAUACUCAGCGUCCCUCGACGGCACAAGGCGCAGGUCCGGCCAAUGGCAUGACGGGGAUGAAUGGGAUGAUGGACCAAUCCGGCCCCACAAGCAAGUCUCGCUCGAACAGUCACACUCCUAAAAUCGGAACAGGCCACAAUCGCAGCCGCAGCGACGUGCCAAUGACGCCGGUCAAGAGCAAUGCAGAUUAUGGCUAUCCAGUGCGUCCGCCAUCACGUCCAGUCAGCAGACAGUCGAUGCGUCGAGGCUGAGCUGUAGACGGAUGCAAAAGGCCAAUCAAGCCUCUUGGUUCACGAUUUCAGCGCCGUGUCGCCUUUCACGUAGGGGCAUUCGUUUCCACUCUCGACCAUACUCUCUGUCAACUUCUACCAUUCCGUCCCAACGGCUUCGAAGCACUGGGUCGGCAUGGAAACAUGAGCUCAAUUUCUCUGAUACCCCACUUGUUGCACUUGCGGUGGAGCAAAAAGGCGUUGACACAAUACCCACUCAUCAUCACCACAAGAUCACACUAUCGUGGUCCUUGACGAGGCCACCACCGAUAGAUAGCUGGAGGUCAUAUCUCAACAAGGACAGUCAAUGCGGGAGCAAAGGCGCUGGGCGCGAAUAACGGACGGCAUGCUUCUCACGACAGCUUCACGCGCGUUUUGACUUGGGAGGUGGGAAAGCGCGACGUGAUACCUUACCCUUUCUUUGCUUUACCGGUAACUGAGGCUACGAGAGCCUGUGUAUGAAUAGUAGCUUAGAGCGAUGGAGAGAUGAAUUGAAAUGUAACAUCAGGCCAACUUCUUCCGUCGAUGCUUGGAGAAGGCGACAUGUGACG